AAAAACUGAAGAAGCUGACAUGGUUGGCUCUUUCUUUUUUGCGACUUUCCGACAAUUUCCGCUUUUUCUUUCUCGACUUUUCUCCACGCCUGUCGAGGGAGUUCGAAGACCUUGCGCGAAUCCAGCGAACCAAUGUGUCACGGUGUUCUGCCUUUUUAAUUAACCUUUCUUUCUUUUUUCAUUGUGAAGCCUUCUCUCGGAUCUCUCUUCGGUUUCGUCGCCUUUUGAACUUUUUUUCACCUUUUUUCACCUUUUUUGCCCUGUUCCGUGAUUUCUCGUUAGCCUUCGAGGACACCGCCCGCGUUUCUUCCACGCUCACCGGUUCCUUUUUCUGCAUUUGCCCUUCUCGGUCACUUCUCUCGUUUUCUUCUCGCUGUUCCUUCUCUUUUUCUUCCUUUCUCGGUUGUCUCUCUUCAGUUUAGAUACACACCGUUUUCACUCGCGAGCCGAUCCUUGUCUCUUGCUCCUUCUCUGCUCCUCAUUUCGGUGUUUCCUGAGACUCCUCUUCUCUUCUGCUUGUCGCUUUCUGCUUGUCGCUUUUCGUCGGAGUGGCUCGUACUUCUAGGUCUCGUUGUCUUUUCGCCGUUUUCCUCCUUUCUGCACUCUCCCUUCGUGUGCCUUCGUCGUCUAUCCUUGUUCGCCCGCUGCACUCGUCGCUUGUCCCCACUUUGUUCCGUCCUUGUUCUCUUCCCGUUCUCUGCUUCUUUUCCUCUCCUGCCUUCUUUGUCGUCUUUCCUCGAAGUAUCCUCUCUUGCCUUUUCUUGCUUUGUCGUCUGUUUCUCCGUUCCCCGUUCUCGACGAGCGCCUCUGGUGUUGUUCUCUGUUUCCCGCGCUCUCGUCGUCAAGCUCCUUGGCUGUCCGUUCGAUUCGAGUGACGUUGAGGAGCAUUGCGUUUCUGCCGCAAGAGGCAACGGAGACAGCUGGCUCAUGCCAGGCCACCGGAAGCGAGAACAUCGUGAUCACAGUGAGGGGAGCUCUUUUUUUUCGUCGAAUUUAGGUCUAUUUUUCUUGUUUCCUGGCUUGCCAAGGACCUCUCUGGAGACUUUUUCGCGCUUCCCCUCCCCCUUGCCGCGUCUUCGACAGAUCUCGUUCUUCUUCUCGUGGUGCUGUGCGGCGCCUCGGUGUUUUCGUCUCUCUUUGUCGGCCUUCCACGUCGCGUUUCUUUCUCUCCCGUUUCUGCUCUUCUUCUCGGUUUGUCUAAGGAGGCACCGUCCUUCCUCUUCUCUUCCAUUCUUUGCAACAUCCUCUGCAGUUCGGAAUUGACUUCCUCUUCUCUCUACGAAGGCUCUCGAGUUUCCCUUUUCGAAGGACGAAGUGUCUAUUCUUGUCUCCACUGCGCGAGAAGGAGGAAGGCUUUUCCUUGCCUCUCGUUGUCUUCUAGCGGCGAACAAGAGCCGGCAUUCCUGCGACGAGAGGAGAGACGUCACCAAGAGAGAGAGGCAAACGUAUCUUGUUGUCUUCCUCGCGUUUCGAUUUCAUUCUCCCUCCCUCGAUAUGUUUCGGCAGCUUCGCAGACUUCGUGCGUCUCCCUCGUUUCGGUGCUCGUCUUUCUGCCCUGUUCUCCUUUUGCUGCUUGCUUCUAUUCUUCCAACUGUCGCAGCCUGCAUCAGAACCUCUUUUCCUGUUACAGUCCCUUCUGGGCUCUUUCUCUCUUCCUAAUGAGACUCCGAUUGGUCUGCCGGCCUUCCCCUCUCGCUUAAAAAGGGCAACACCCACUCUUCUCUGUACGCCACCUUGUCUGUUUCUCCUUCUCUGCGUAGACUUCUUUGCAGCUUCAUCCUGCUCUCCUUCUUCCCUCUGAGUCUCUCUUCUUCUCGCUUACUGUGACUGCUUUUGUCUCUCCUCCUGACGCUGCUGUCGCUGUCUGUGCGCCUCUGGCCGCCUUUCUUUUCCGACGGAAAGACACAGUUUCCCCCUCCAUUUCCUCUCCAAAAUGCUGCAGACGUGGAUUCGGCUGCUCACGCUCAUGGCGGUGGCGGCUCUGUUCAUCGUUCAACAGGUUUCGUAUCCUCUCGUCACAGUCUGGGUGGCGUUGGGGGAGUAUCUCCACUGUGCCUCCUACGUUCUCCUGCUGGACCUCAUCAUCACGAAUCGCGGCCUGAAAGGUCUCAGCGUAAAGACGCAAAUCUGCUUCCUCUUUGUUCACUGGUUUCGCUACUUCGACUCUUUCUUCUCCACUCACCCCAAUCACUGGAUAUUUGCCCUGAAGGUUUUCUACAUGGUCGUCUCGGCUCUGCUCGUCAUCUCGCUGGUCUGCCUCAGAAACAGUUGGGAACGGCGCAAAGACACCUGCUCGCUCCUCGUUCUCUUCUCCAUUUCGCUUCUCCUCGGCGGCGUCAACUUCGUCGUCGAUGACAUGUGGCCAGACUCUGGCUCGGAGCGUGCUCUCCACUUGUUUUGGAUUGUUUCCCACUAUUUGCAAGGAUUCGCCAUGCUGCCGCAGUUUGUUUUCUGCUAUCGGGACCCUGACAACAAAGACAGUCUCUUGACUGCGUACGUUCUCGUCCUUGGAUCGUAUCGCCUCGCAUACGCAAUCAACUGGAUCGAGCGAGCGUACAAAGAGAACUUCUUCUACGUUUCUGGCCCUCUCGGACUGAGCAUCUUGAUUCUUUUCCUGGGCGACUUCGUUAUCUUCAAGUUGAAAAGCAAAAGUCUAAUCUCCUCCUUCGUCCUUCGCAUCGACGACACGAUCGACGCCUCUCAGCAGCCUCUCCUUCAGGCCGUUUACGGGAACAACUACGACCGUCUCUCGCUCGCCGAAGCUUCUCAACAGCUCGGCUCUGCUCGGAUUCCUCCCAUUGAAAUAGAUCUGCAGCAUGUCCACGUUGUAGGUCGACCUACAGCCGACAUCAGCUCCCUGUCGACGUCGACGAACUCCCCGGUCACGACGAAUCCGCCCAAGAGCUCCGCGACGCCGGGAGCACAUACUCUUCACGGCGGGGUCGAUCUGGCUGGCGACAUGGCGACUCCGACAGCUCUGUACAAGCUGGACGACGAGAGUGACUCUGAGGACGAGAAAAUAGUGUUUGACAUUUCUGGACGACGCGCCGAGAGAGAAGGCGACCACAGUCCGCGUCGCGACAGGGGCGAAACGGAGAAUCGAGAAGGAGGCCGCGGUCAGUCGGUGCGCGCGUGAAGGCUUUUCAGAGAAGAAGAGACUCGCGAACGAAGCAGACUCGGGAGAACAGGCAAGAUGGCAACCGACGAAGCGGCCGGCAUCUGCGGCAGGAAGGCUGCAGUUGAUGUGGUGAUCCCGACUCGCAUACGAGACCGUCGAACCAGAAAUUAACGCUCUCAAGGCGCGAAUCCUUUCAUCUCAGAGGAUUUGCUCGGUGUGGACAAACAGACGGGGAGGGUUCGGAACAUGCGUGAGUCACGAGGGAAGAGAAGGUGCAACUUUUUCGAGCGGGAACCGAGCGGCGGCGGGCAGAAAGAGAAGGCAGAAAGGCUGCUUUGAACGCUCUGCAGUGACGAAGCCGUGGCGACUCGAGUCGGCUGUUCCGUGACAAUCCGCACAACCUGUGGAUUGAUGCAUGUCGAGACGAACAGGUGACCGAGGAAAGGACUGUGUGUGCACGUUGUUGUGACAAACAGGGGGCGAAGAGAAUCCGAAAAGCUCCAUUAAAAGGGAUCGAAUCAGAUAGAGUUUCAUUCACACUGGAUGGCAGUAGAUGGGGUCGCAGGCAGCAGGGACGACACGCAGAAGUGGGUCCCGUGACGAGAACGCGUAAGGAAAUUCCCUUCUACGCGAGCGGCAGACACGCGGGAGGAAGCCGCAGUUCGAACGAUGGAUUCUUCUUUUUUCACUCUGUUGCCGCAUUGUUCCCGGAGGAGCUACGCGUCAGUGUCGAUUUCGUCUGUGCCGAGUCCAGGGGUUUCCUGUUUUUGUCCUUUGCUUGGAUCCACUGAGUUUCUGAGUUUUUUAGGUAGCUCGCCUUAGUCCUGACCCGUGUGAUUCUCCAGAUGUUUUCGUGGUUCACCCUGCGCUUCCUCCGCGAAAACCGUGAGGCGAAGGCGAACAACUUUUGCUUUCUGUCGAUGCGCGUUCACGGACGUUGGCCAGACGGAUACGUAGAAAAAACUCCGACACGCUCCUAGGGUCUUCUACAGGGGGCUUUCCGCACAUUUAGGAAGAUGCCACUGGGUAAAGAUGUAUCCUCUCUGUCCGCAUGCUGGGAC
This is a messenger RNA of Toxoplasma gondii ME49, 4179 nucleotides long. Its product is annotated as KDEL endoplasmic reticulum proteinretention receptor 2 (KDELR2), putative. The record is from RefSeq and is a predicted model, not a curated record. The transcript is spliced from 5 exons. Gene Ontology annotation, molecular function: ER lumen protein retrieval receptor activity. The coding region runs from base 1934 to 3136 and encodes 400 amino acids. Gene Ontology annotation, cellular component: cis-Golgi network; membrane; endoplasmic reticulum. Gene Ontology annotation, biological process: endoplasmic reticulum to Golgi vesicle-mediated transport; protein retention in ER lumen. NCBI's taxonomy places the organism in Eukaryota, Apicomplexa, Conoidasida, Eucoccidiorida, Sarcocystidae.